Sinocyclocheilus anshuiensis is the source of this 3502-nucleotide messenger RNA. Its product is annotated as protein ELFN1-like. Gene Ontology annotation, molecular function: protein binding. Gene Ontology annotation, cellular component: plasma membrane. The record is from RefSeq and is a predicted model, not a curated record. Bases 864 to 3257 code for a protein of 797 amino acids. Lineage: Eukaryota; Metazoa; Chordata; Actinopteri; Cypriniformes; Cyprinidae. The transcript is spliced from 3 exons.
UUGUGGAUGAGCAGUGCUCUAGUCCCGCUCCUCAGCUCAACUAAUGAAUGCCUGGAAAUAGUUAUAAGGCGAUGUCGCUCGCUUUAUGACAGACAAAACUACUCUGCCAUGUAUCUGUCUGUGCGGAAUACAUAAAGGCUCUGCCUUGAAUUAAUCACUUGCUCUUUAAUGGAUCUUUGAGGAUCGCGCUUGACGCAGUGAGGAGCUGCACCUCUUUGUAUUCCGAGGCCAAAAGGAACCUUGUGUGUGUGUGCGCGUUUUGUUUUUUUGUUGUGUGUUUUUUUUUUACCCUCGUCCGAUAUCUACUGCCUCUUUGAAAAUGUCAAGGGGGUACAUGGUGACAUAGGGACCCCGGUUUGGUUACGGAGAGACUCUUGCUUCGCUCUGCGAAAGAGGGACAGGCCAGCUACUGAUGGUGGAUCUCAGACAUGCAUGUGAUCACUAGACAGUUUAACCGGGGGUGUACCUCUGGGCCUAUAAAUGAGACUAAAAUGGUGGAAGAGAAGAAAAGACAAGAGGAUGAAAGCCAUCAACAAUGCUCUACCCUGGGGAAAUAAGCACAGGCCAUUCUGAAUUGGUGAAACACUAAGACCCAGCUCUAGCACUCCACUGGUGUGAAAACCUCUCCAUUAGAGACUUUACUUUAAAUGUAUAAGCUAUGGUCAGAGGGUUUAAUAAGGGGCUGACAUAUCAGUGCAGAAACCCCCAACUCAUGUGAAAUAAUUCUCUGGACCAGAGACUGGACAUUUUUGUCCCUUGGCUAAAGGGAAAGGGUUUAUUACCCUGCUUAAAUACUGUGAGGCUCCAUCCAGCCUAGUUCAAACUCAAGUGGUACCCCAAGCUUCUACCAACUGGUAUUGCUCAUGGCUUCCAGGAGGGCAUCAGGAGCUAGUAAUGGAGGCAUGGUGAAGAGUGCCUUCUUCUGGUCUUUGGCCAUAAUCUAUCUGACUCACAUAAGUGGAGUGAGGGGGGAUUGCUGGCUCAUAGAAGGUGAAAAGGGUUUUGUAUGGCUGGCCAUUUGCAGCCAAAACCAGCCACCAUAUGAGGCCAUCCCUCAGCAUAUCAACAGCACCAUAGUGGACCUUCGAUUGAAUGAGAACAAGAUCAAGAGCAUCCACUACUCUGCCCUUAGCCGCUUUACCAACCUCACAUACCUGAAUCUAACCAAGAAUGAGAUUAAUUACAUUGAGGAUGGGGCUUUUUCAGCCCAGUUCAACUUGCAGGUUCUCCAGUUGGGUUUCAAUAAGUUGCGUAACUUAACCGAAGGGAUUCUCAGGGGUUUGGGAAAGCUGCAGUACCUCUACCUCCAGGCAAACCUGAUUGAGACUGUGACACCCAAUGCCUUCUGGGAGUGCCCAAACAUAGAAAACAUUGACCUUUCCAUGAAUCGCAUCCAGGUGCUGGAUGGGUCCACCUUUACCAGCCUGACAAAGCUGACCACCUGUGAACUCUACACCAACCCUUUCAACUGCUCCUGUGAGCUCUUGGGGUUUGUAAAGUGGCUCUCGGUCUUUCCCAACAGGACAAGUGAACGGAUGGUGUGUGAUUCUCCUACAGGAAUCUCGGGCUACAGUCUCCUAAGCCAGAAUCCAAACAAUCCCACUUACCGGAAUGCUCUGCAUAUGCUGUCCACUGUGUGCACGGAGGACUACGUGACUACGUACAUCCCUGUGCCUACCGAGACCACCACUUACCCUCCAGACUCUACACCGUGUGGGCUGGAAGACUGUCCCUCGGGGACUGAGCCAGAGGAAAUCAGCAUCAGUCCCACGUACAUAGACUUAGAUGUGAAACCAAUCAUGAAACUCAAGCAAGUGUCUCACACAAAUGCAGUAAUCACUGUUCAGAUCCCUUACCCCUACAAGAAGAUGUACAUCCUUGUCCUGUACAAUAACAGCUUCUUCACUGAUAUACAGAAUCUGAAGCGGCAGAAGGAGGACAUUGAACUGAAAAACUUGAAACCCCACACCGAUUACACCUACUGUGUGGCUUCCAUAAGAAACUCGUUGCGUUUCAAUCAUACUUGUCUGACACUAUCCACUGGGCCUAGGAAUGGAAAAGAGCGAGUAGUUAGUAAUGCAACAGCCACUCACUACAUAAUGACUAUCUUGGGAUGUCUUUUCAGUAUGGUUAUUGUUUUAGGGAUAGUGUACUAUUGUUUGCGAAAAAAGAGACAACAAGAUGAAAAGCACAAAAAGGCAGGAAGCUUAAAGAAGAACAUAAUUGAGCUUAAAUACGGCGGUGAGCUAGAGGGCGGGACGAUAUCCAGGAUGUCUCAAAAGCAAAUGAUGGCUGGGGAGAGCAUGACCCGCAUGCCGUAUCUACCUUCCGGCAGUGAAAUGGAGCAAUACAAACUGCAAGACAUCAGCGACACUCCGAAAAUGGCCAAAGGAAAUUAUAUGGAAGUGAGAACAGGGGAGCACCCAGAUCGAAGGGAAUGUGAGAUGUCUAUGCCUGGCAACAGCCAAGGCUCAGUUGCUGAGAUCUCGACAAUCGCAAAGGAGGUAGACAAGGUCAACCAGAUUAUUAACAAUUGCAUAGAUGCUCUGAAAUCAGAGUCCACCUCCUUCCAAGGUGGGAAAUCUGGUGCUGUGUCAACAGCUGAACCACAAUUGAUACUGAUCUCAGAGCAGCCUCAGAGCAAGUCUGGCUUCUUGUCACCUGUCUACAAGGACAGCUACCACCACUCUUUACAAAGACAUCACGCAUCAGAUGCUUCUCCGAAGCGUCCGAGUACAGCCACUGGUGGUCCAAUGCGGAGUCCAAGGCCUUACCGCUCAGAGGGGCCCUACAAGUCAGAGUCGAAGUACAUAGAGAAGACUUCACCCACAGGGGAGACUAUUCUGACCAUCACACCCGCAGCUGCGAUACUAAGGGCAGAGGCGGAGAAGAUCCGUCAGUAUAGUGAGCAUCGGCACUCCUACCCCGAUGCCCACCAAAUUGAAGAGUUGGAAGAACCAGAUAGUCGGAAAACCUCAAUGUUGGAGCCCCUGACACGGCCUCAUGCCAGAGACUUGGCUUACUCGCAGCUCUCUCCCCAAUACCACAAUCUCAGUUACUCGUCUAGUCCCGAGUACUACUGCAAACCAUCGCACAGCAUCUGGGAGCGCUUUAAACUCCAUCGCAAGCGACACAAAAAUGAGGAGUACAUGGCUGCAGGCCACGCUCUGAGGAAAAAAGUGCAGUUUGCUAAGGAUGAAGAUCUGCAUGACAUUCUAGAUUACUGGAAGGGAGUGUCAGCCCAACAAAAAUCUUAAUCUACUCAAGUGUUUUUCUGUGUCUUUUUCAUUUUUGAUGGACCACAGUGAACAGGACCAGAAUGAAUCCUUAAUCUAGUGAAAUCACAUUCUAAAGGAUAAAUAUUACACUACAGUGAAUUUCAAAAGGGUUGCGUACCAAAAUUGUUUACCAAAAGUAAAGAUGUUACUUAAAGCAACAAGAGGAGAAUAUAUUGCAAAUAUAAAAUAUAUAUAUGUUGAAAUGGAUUUUUAGUAUUUGAUUA